GCAGUCUCGUUGAUCCGGCUGCGAGCAGUGCGCGCCGUGACGUGACAAUGGCGACAGUCGUAAUUGCGGUACGGUGCGUUACUGUGAUCAGCUGAUUGACCGAGCCCGAGAGAGAAAGAGGGAGCGAGAUAAAAGAAGCGCGCGGGCGUUCCAAAAAAGGAAGAAGCCGAAAGAGAGGCCACUCGCAAGAUCGCCUCGCGCUUGCCAUGUCGUCGCUCUCGUAAUCAGCUCGAUCAGGUGGUGUGCUCCUAGUUUCCUCGCGUAGUAUAUGAAUUAUACAGUGUGUUCCCUCGCCGCCCCCGCGGCGGCUCCAUAAUUCCCUCCGCCGUUGCCACGCGUGUACCCUCCGUUCUCGAUCUGUGUUGUGUCUGUGUGGCACGUAUGCGAGGGGUUCGCACGAUCGGUAGAUAAAUGUCUCUCAGCCAUGCCCGCCGUGCGGAAGUACCGAAGGGAUACCAGCGAGGUGAGCUGCUGCCUCAAGUACGUGAUCUUUGGAUUUAACGUCAUGUUCUGGUGGCUCGGUCUGGGCAUCAUGGCGGUGGGCGUCUGGGCAUGGACCGAAAAGGACACCUUCAACAACCUGUCCCGCCUCACGAACGUCGCACUCGAUCCAGCAUUUAUCCUCAUUCUAGUCGGUACAGUGACAUUUAUCAUCGGUUUCACGGGAUGCGUCGGCGCGCUGCGGGAGAACACAUGCCUCCUCGCUGCGUACGCGAUAUUUCUGGCGCUACUACUGCUAAUGGAAAUGACUGCCGGUGUCCUAGGAUUCAUUUUCAAAGAUUGGAUAAAGUCACAAGCUACGGGAGGCUUCCAAGCGUUCAUUAUCCACUAUCGGGAGGAUCCUGAUCAGCAGAAUCUCAUUGACUGGAUCCAAGAAGACUGGUUGCAAUGUUGCGGCAUCGAGGGCCCAAAGGAUUGGGACCGCAACAAUUAUUUCAAUUGUUCGUCGAGCGACAUCGGCUCGAGGGAAGCGUGCGGCGUGCCUUUUAGCUGUUGCAAGCGAAAACCUAAUGAAAUUAUUAAAAAUAAACAAUGCGGCUAUGAUGUUAGAAAGCCUAGUUAUACGGGGGAGAGGAGUAUAUUCGAGCGGGGUUGCCUAAGAGCGGGCGAGGAGUGGCUAGAAUUGAACCUCGUACCCGUCGCUGGUACCGUGGUCAGCACCAUGGUUCUGCAGAACUUUGAGGUCGCCAAAGUGAUUUACGAAAAAGGUUGCAUACAGGCCGGCGAAGAGUGGAUGGAGCGUAAUCUCCUCGCGAUUGCCAGCGGUGUGGUUGGUACGGCAUUCGCUCAGAUUUUGGGAAUCUGCUUCGCGCAAAACUUGCGCGCGGAUAUAUUCGCGCAAAAGGCGAAGUGGCAUUGACAAUCGCGUGCCCCCACGGCAGUUUAGCAUCUUGUAUUUAUAGAUGCUAACCGGCUACGUUGAUCGAAUUAUACAAGGUCUCGACGCGGACUCCGGAGCUUCGACGAGUGGACCAAUUGAAUCUUCCUUUAAAUGAAGAGAAAAACAUGAAUCCCUUCGAAGGAUUUUCACAAUGGAGGCAAAAAAAAAUAUCGUUAGACGAGUUGGUGCCGAUAUACCGUUAUCUUUGCGAUUCGUCGACGAUAAUCAAAUUCGCCGAUGUUACGUUCGUGCAGCUCAAAUCCUUCGACUUGUAAAUAUCCGAGAAACUUCGCAAUUGCACGCGACGAUCCCCGUCCUACUCUUUCGAUACCGUCCAAUCGAUUAACGCCUUGAUUAUAUGUCAGAUAAUGAGAGAAAUUGAUUGUUUUCCGACUUCAUUCUUAUCCGUCGCGCCUUAAUUAAUUUUGUUCUUAGAUAGAUUUCUUAUUGUAAAUAGAGUGAAAACAAUCUUCAAAAGUAAUAACAAAUUUUGUAAAUAUACUGACAAGCGUUAUUUGUGGCAUUUUGUAAAAUUUAUUUUUAUUAUUUUAUAAAAAAAUAAAAACAGAUGUAAUUUCUUAUUUGUAUUAACAUAUGUAAGCUAAAAUGAAAACUAUUUAUCCAUAUAAUUCCAUCAUACAGACUAAAAGAAUUAAUUUUUUUUUGAUAUCGCAUUUAAAUCGGUCAUAUAUAUUUAAAAGUCGAAUUGCUUAAAACUUUAAUAAAUUAUAUAAUCUGAAUAAAAUUUUUCUCUUGUAUAUUUAUCGCGUGCACAUUUCUGUUAAUUAAAAUUAAUUUCUCUCGCUAUCAGACAACAUCGGCGAGAGGACGAUAAUCGUCGCGCACGUCCAACAGCGAGGUUUCUCGACGCGAGAGCAUCGCAUGAUAUCGUCACGAAACGUCCAAAGUAACGUUUGUCUUCAUCACGGAAGCGGAACGUCUCGAUAUUUCAUCUCGACGUUGCUGCCUGCGAAACGUAUCUACUUCUUUGCGAGAAAUCGCGCACCAAAAUAUUUCGCUCAAGAAUUGCAAAAGACAGACAUCUGCUUUCAAAUCUUAUACGAAUCCGCACUCAAAUCUACAACUUUUUUUUUUACAUUUAUGUGAUAAUUCAUUCUUUUACUUUGAGUCAUUCUGUGAAACGCGCUCGAGAUGAAUCAAAAAAAAAUUUUAGAUUUUCUUGUACAAAAUUUUGUAUUAUUUUGCUUUAUUCUUAACAAUCAAAAAUUUUUUGAGAUAUAUAUAGUUAUAUAUAUAUAUAUAUAUAUAUAUAUAUAUAUAUAUAUAUAUAUUAUCAAUUUGAAGUACAAGUGUCUUAAGUGACAAGAGCAUAGGACAAGGAAUUUGAUUGUACAAAAUGGAUAUCCUCGAAUCGAAAAACGACUUGUUCUAUAGAAUCACCUCUCAACCCGAGUCAACAAGCAAUCACAAGUGGCACUUAAAACGGCGCGAACUCGAUUCCACUGAGAAUCGAUACUCCUAGAACAAACAAUAAGAUCUCAUCCUGUGCCUGGUACUUGCAAUUCGAUUUCUCUCGAGAUGUCUCGGCGCCGAUUACAUCAACAUCGAUUAUCGUCGUUUAAUCGCGGUUAGGUAAUUACAUUUUCACUCUCCACCUAUAACAACCUAUAAAGUUGAAGGAUUGCAGUUUGAAGAGGAACAGAAAAUUUUGUUAACCAAAGUUAGAAUCUAUCGAUUGUAGUUAACUGUCAGAUCUGAUUACAUCAACAUCAGCCAUCAUUAAUUGUGAUUAAUCAAUUAUUUUCCAAUGAAACUCAAUUCUACUAAUAAUAAAUACACACAUACGAGGAAACGAAUAUCCUGGUGGAAUUAAUCAAUCGAUGCAAUCGACCCUUACUAAAACUCGCGACUCGGAAUCGCUCGAACGUGACAAGAUUCGAAGGUCGACACGGUCGAUUGCGGAAUUUCGCUCGCAGACGGAAGAAGUCGAUACGUUUCGCGCGUUUAUUUAUGGAAAACACAGGCAAACAGGUCCCUCGUCUGGUCCGCGAACUACAAUGUGACGAACCAUUAAAGUCGAUCGACGUAACGUCGUCGUGGGGGCGCGGUGAACGAGAGAAGUCGACUUCACCGCACAACACUGAACCAACAACUUUCCGCCGUGACGGGGAAGAACGGCAGCCAUAGAACGCGCACGAGUAUAUAAUAACUUUCCCUUGUUCCAAACGCUCUCGUUAAAACGAUGAUAAUGGAUUCAUCGUACCAUUUCGGGCAUAUUGAUCCCACACACUGGCACAUUCCAUCCCUCCAUCAUCGGCGGGCCAGGUGUCCGUCGUACACCGCGUCUAACGCACGCACGUCAGAAAACACGUCAUUCAAAAGGGCCUCCUCGACCCUUCGAUCUACCCUAUAAUUGCCGCUAUUUAUCGCUAUGGUAACUGAAAAUGAGCACAAUGACGAGAAUUUCGUGAAUUUCAACGUAUUAAAUCCCGCAUUGCGUUUCAUUAUAAAAUUUACAUUUAAAUAAAAUUACAAGAGAGAAAAAUUUAAUCGUAAUGUCACAUUUACGUUUCCUUUGUUAAAAAUAUUGAAAAUUACACGUGACGAAUUUUAACGUUACAAUUUUAUUUGUGUAAAUAAACGCAAUUAUGAAUUGUGAUAAUCAUUUAAUUUGUUUAUAUUCAUCUGGAAUUCUUUGCGAGAAAAAUAAUAUCAAAAAGAUUUUGACAUGUGUUGUGAAGGGUCGAUGGUAAAUAUGAACGCAUUUUAUACCAUGUAUUAAAUUGCACAUGCAGUUGAAUGAAUUAUGUGCUUUACGUGGAUUACAUGCGGGUAGACGUGGUUGACGUAACGUGCUAACUUGGGCUGUUAAUAUUUAUAAAUCUUGUGUGCUAGGAUAUACACGACGGCCUUCCUUACAUAUUAAUUUAUGCUCGAACUUAAUAUCAACGGAGCAAAAAUUCGCAAGUAUAGUUGAGGAAAUAUUACGAGAUUUUCCUGAAUCUACGAAAAUUUAUUUCGUUGCUGUAAACAAAAGAGACUCAAAAUUAAAUUUUUUUUUCAAAAAUUUACAAUUAAUCGUGAAAAACAUUAUCGCGGCUGGCCCGUGUACAAAAUUGAUUAACUUACAAUAUUUUUAUUCAUCAACUUGCCGAUUUUCACGAGUAUAAGAUGUAACUUUUACAUGUUUUAUUGAAAAAAAAAAACACAGUUAUCUUGAAUAAAAAAAUUAAUAAAAAAAGACAAAAAGUGCAAUUGCUCAAUUUUUAAAUUUUGCAAAAUGCAUAUUGAAUCAAAAAGCAAGAGUAAAUCCAUCACAAUUCAUUUUCUCUAAUCGAUCUACGUGCCAAUCGAUUAUGUGAUAUAACUUGUUGCUAAACGGUUCGAGCAUGAAUGCGAAAUACGUCGUACAUGUAUCCUUCUUUUAAGACAUUUAUACAGAAUUCCCUGUAAAUCUCAUCAUAUUAGGUAAUCGAAUAUAUCGAUACAAUUAACAAGAAAUAUCCGUUGAAAAAACGCCGUUGUUAUUUUACAUACAAAGUUUGCUGUACGAAUUAUUGUCGACUCACCCUAGGAACACUUCUAUCAUAAGUACACGAUGUUAAUCCGUGAUGUUAAUUAGUCAUACUUCGUUUCGCCGUAUAAAGGGAGUUAAUUUAAGCGAUGAUUGUAAUUCCUUACGAGCCACUGACGCGAAUGUGAAAACACGGGUUUAGCAAAGCGGCUGUGUUAUUUAAGACGAAUAAUACUCUUUUCAUAGAUAGUUGUUUUUAAUGUUGUUUCCCUAUCUGUCUCUCUCAUGUGUUCUAUAACGAUGGCAGAGCGGCGAAUGUUUACAUAUGUGCGCGACAGUUGUAUGUGUAUACAAGAUCUACUUUAUCGAGAUGAAAAUAUAGAAAAAAAUAUCACACAUUCCCUAGUAAAAUAAGAAUGACUGUUUUAGAAAAAUACGUUUUAAUAUACGUAACACAUACGUAAAGUGUAUGUCAUGAUUUCUAUAUUUUAUUCAUAAGUGCGCGAUAAGCACAGAUACAUCUAGAUUACGUCUAGUACAAAAUCGUCGAAACAAUUUGCUAAACCCGACAUUCCCGGUUCGUGCAUCGUUCCAUUAAUUUGAUUUGUUAACCUGAUCCGAUAUCCUCAUCGAGAAGGCAAUCUCACCCAAGAAUAUACGGAUCACGUAACACAAAUUAAAACCAGGUUCGAUUGGAAAAUAUAUUGUGUAAUACGUUAAGCGCGUUAAAGAAAAGUUGGUGCAAGUUGACUCGUUUUAUUUUUCUUUGUAAGAUUUUCAAUUUUCCUCCUUAAAUUUACUCAAGUAACGGAUAAGUAUAUUGAUCAUCAUGCUUCUCCGUUUCGCAUCACACGAUCGUUAAAAUAUCAGUUGCUUAGAUUCAUAAGGCGUCAAAUUUUACCGUAAGAUCAAGCCAGUAAUCUCUGGUUAAGUGUUUAAUAUUUAAUUUAAUUAUUUGCGAGAAAUCUACGCUACAACCGUCCUUUGGAUAUAAAAUUCAAUUUAAGAUCAAUUUUAUUUUUAAAACGCGAUAUUAUAAUCUGCCAUAUCUCCCGUCGCACUUUUAUAAUUCCAUAAAUCACUUAUAAUUAGCAAUCUCUACUGGAUUAUAUUUGACGAUUAUAAUUAACGAUUUUUAUUUUCUGUACGUACGAUUUAUCAUAUCUUUGUAAUCUCAUAAUUAUUACAAAACUGCAUAUUUCACUUUUUAGCGCACAAUAUCGUUUGCAUAUUCUUUUUUAUUAACUUUUUAUCUUAAUAAAGUUAUAUGGUUUACAUAUUUCUGUUUUGUUUUUCUUUUUUUCGUCUUUCACCAAUUUUAUUUUGCCAUCUAUAAUAUUUUGAUACUUUUGAUAAUAUAUCAUGUCUCUUUCAACUAUAAUAUUUGAUAUUUUUUAAUAUACAUAAUUAUUUUUUUAUGUUUAUACAAAAAAAAUUGUAAUUCUUUAAAUAUUAAAUAUUAGAAAAAAAUUUCCAUAAGUAUUUAUUCGUAUUUAGGGUGAUAUUUUUUACAAUAUCAUUGGAAGUACAUUUCGACAAGCAAUCUUAAGUGUUACUAAUAAAUAAUUGCAAUUGUCUCCGUAAAGUAAUCGAUAGAGUGACUCGACAAGCUAAACAUAACCAAAAUGAUAAUAAUUUAUAUCUUAUUAUCUGAUCCAUCUAUUGUCUUAUGGAGAGUUAUAUCAUUGUACUCCUUCUUUCAAUUCCUGUAAAUAUUGUAUAUUUACUUGUAAAAAAAGGACUAAGGAAGAGAAAGAGAGAGAGAUAGUUUAAUCGCUUGACCAACACCGUUACGGUAAAAAAAAAAUGAUGUAAUAUAAUGUUCUUUUCAUGUAAAAUAGAAAACAAGAUUUUUUGUCCAAUCAGCGCAUUUCAAAUCUUGUAAAUAUGUAAACCGCAUAUGCUAUCGUAUCGAAAUAAUCGGAAUAAAUCAAUUGUCGUGCCAAAAACUUCCAAGUCACAUUUCGAUAUAAUAUCGAUAAAUUCGAGAAAGUAGUCAGAAACAAAUGUAUAGAUGUACAAUUCAAGAGAGAGCUUAUUUCUCCAUAAAUUAUCUCAUGUAUAUAUUUUUAAAAUAUGAGAAUUAUAUAUCUAUUUCUCCCGUAUUUCUAAUAAAUAACUCGCCGUUUUUUUUUUUUUUUUUAUAUUAAAACAAUUUGGGGAAAUAAACUCUUCAGUUUAAAUUCCGUGUACAAGUCGCUAUUGUUCCAGAAACACCGAGAUAUAACGUAAUGACUAAAAAGUGAUGAUUAAAAAGUCCGCGCGACGUCCGAUUACACUAUGAUUAUAUUGCACAAUUAUAUUUUUUUCAUAUGAGACGCGUGUCUAUAUACGAUAAAUCUAAUGUAAAUAAGAGCGAAACACGUCCGAGUAGAGACUACCAACUGACCAGGCAGACCGAUGAUUUUUACAACGUUUCGAUCGUCUUAUCUUCACUGCGUUGAAUUGUAGCGAAAAAUUCUGAGCGAAUCGAUACGGAAAGUUUGUUAUUUCGAUGAUCGACCGAAUCGCACGGAAUCGCAAUGAAGCUUUCUCUUCGUGCCACGAAUGCGUUCAAUAUUGCUCGAAAAGAUUACGGAAUUCAAGUCCGUCAGUCGUACAAAAAUCUUUGCUAUGAAUAAAGUUGAUAUUAAUUGUGAUUACGAUUUACGUACUGCCUUAUUUUUACUAUAGCUUCUCGAUUUAAUGAUUGUGAGAUAUACGAUUGCCAAUCGUACUUCGAGCCGUCUGUGUAUGUCUGUAAUUACGACGACACUGCCAUUGUAGUGUUUGAUCUUUUGAUAAUUUGCGAUUUAUUAUAUCGGUACGGCUAUACAUAUGUAAUAUAGAUAAAUAGCACUCCUAAGUGUAAUCACAUUGUAAUUGAACUAAUGUAAAUAUACAGCCACAUAAUUUUCUUGUAAGGCUAAGAGAUUACUGUAAUGUUUUUAUGGACAGAAAAAUGGAUAUUUAUACCCGUCAACAUGUAAAAGAGUCAAUAAAAAUUACGAUAAUUGAUACUUUUGCACAA
Molecule: messenger RNA, 7866 nt
Organism: Cataglyphis hispanica
Lineage: Eukaryota; Metazoa; Arthropoda; Insecta; Hymenoptera; Formicidae
Gene: Tsp26A
Product: tetraspanin-5
Exons: 10
Coding region: 425-1360 (311 amino acids)
Biological process (GO): protein localization to plasma membrane; protein maturation
Cellular component (GO): membrane
Source: RefSeq, a predicted model, not a curated record